AUGUGUGUCGGUGAAGAUGCGAGGGCAAACAACGAAGUGGUACCGACGGUGAAGGACGACGACGCGGCACCGGGGGCGGAAGACGACGUGUCCGGGCGAAACGACGACCGCAUGCUCACGCUGGGCUUACGGCUGACGCACGCGUCGGCGAAUGUCCCGAGUCUGGAGCACUUGAUGACGUAUCACGAGAUAGAGGUACGUGCGGAUGGGAGCGACACCGCCGCCGACGUCAAGCGCAAGCUCAGCGAGAAGGCGCAUCUUCCUGCCCACGAGCUCUGUUUGCGUUGGUUCGAUGCCAUCAUCGGUCGCUCACACCAAGGCGAGGACGUGAGCGUGGACGAGCGCGACAGCUUGGCCAAGCAUAACGUCACGUCUUGGAUUGAAAAGUUCCCGCACUGGCGCGCAACACUCACGCUUCUCGAAGACGCGCCAAAGGAUGAGUUCGAGUCUAUUCAUACCGCGACCGCGAUUCACAAAAACGUCAAAGAUGUCAAGGGAUACGUCGAUUCCCUUCGCGGCACCGAGGAGUGGGACAAGCUCAUCGAGUAA
Ostreococcus tauri is the source of this 549-nucleotide messenger RNA. RefSeq names its product unnamed product. Bases 1 to 549 code for a protein of 182 amino acids. Lineage: Eukaryota; Viridiplantae; Chlorophyta; Mamiellophyceae; Mamiellales; Bathycoccaceae. The transcript has a single exon. The record is from RefSeq and is a predicted model, not a curated record.